Messenger RNA from Lobosporangium transversale, 714 nucleotides. RefSeq names its product DWNN domain-domain-containing protein. Gene Ontology annotation, cellular component: nucleus. The transcript has 4 exons. Gene Ontology annotation, biological process: mRNA processing; ubiquitin-dependent protein catabolic process; protein ubiquitination. NCBI's taxonomy places the organism in Eukaryota, Fungi, Mortierellomycota, Mortierellomycetes, Mortierellales, Mortierellaceae. The coding region runs from base 1 to 714 and encodes 237 amino acids. Gene Ontology annotation, molecular function: zinc ion binding; nucleic acid binding; ubiquitin protein ligase activity. The record is from RefSeq and is a predicted model, not a curated record.
AUGUCUCAAGUUCAUUACAAAUUCAAGUCCUCCAAGGACUAUGACUCUGUAACAUUUGAUGGACAUUCCAUUUCGGUGUUUGAUCUCAAAAAGGAGAUUCUCAUCGCGAAGGGUCUCAAGGGACCAGAUGAUUUACAGCUAACGCAUGCAGAAUCAGGAGAGGAAUACUAUGAUGACGCUACACUGAUCCCAAGAAACACAUCAGUCUUAGUGGCGCGUGUACCUGCUAAGCCAGGACGAGGUGGUGCGCAACGAUAUCUUGAAGGCUCAGGACCAAUUCCUCGAGGAGGAGGCAUGACUAGGAAUAUGCAACAACGGCCUCCCCCUAGUACUUUUGUUUGUUAUAGAUGUGGUAAGAAGGGCGAGCAUUGGAUUCAAUUCUGCCCUACCAAUAACGACAAAUCAUUCCAACCAAUGGGUAUCAAGAAAACAACGGGGAUCCCAAGAUCAUUUUUGAAAACUGUGGAAGGUGAUGGCGUUCAGAGCAAAAAAGGAGUCAUGGUCACGCAGGAUGGAAACCUCGUCGUCGCAACUACUAAUGACUACGAGUGGAAAAAGUUUCAUGAGAAAUCAAAGGGCUCUUUGACAUCUGAAGAAGCCUAUGCGACCGCACCGGUGCCAGACGAUAUGAAGUGCCCGAUUUGUCAUCUACUUUUGAAAAGCGCGGUUCGUGCUCCAUGUUGUAGUACCAACUUCUGUGAUGAAUGUAGGUGA